Messenger RNA from Westerdykella ornata, 459 nucleotides. RefSeq lists its product as uncharacterized. Bases 1 to 459 code for a protein of 152 amino acids. The transcript has 2 exons. The record is from RefSeq and is a predicted model, not a curated record. NCBI's taxonomy places the organism in Eukaryota, Fungi, Ascomycota, Dothideomycetes, Pleosporales, Sporormiaceae.
AUGCAACUCACUCUGCUCAUCACGACCGCCCUGGGCCUUACCGCCGGCGCCUCCGAGUCCCAAGCACGACGCAUGGCCGGUUGGUACAGUGCCAAACCUCCGGACGACCACAUCUUGCGCGACGCUCUCUACGAUGAUCUCGGCUGCAACGAAGCCAGAUGGCCUACGUACUGGCUUUAUGUUCGUCCUGGUGCUCAAUGCCGCUUCUACGGUGCGCCGGGCUGUCCGCAGAACUCCUUCCGUCUCCAUAUCUUGGGUCCCUGGGGCCCCACCACGGACCUCGCCGUUGGCCCCGGAGGCAUUGGAGGCGUCACGCACUACACUUGCUGGUAUAUGCACAAGGGAGCUGCCGAUCAGGGCUACGAGGGCAUCGCCAACAGCACCAUCACCGAGGAUGGAAACAACAAGAACGACACCUCCGGCGAUGAGGUCCAUGAGUCGUUGGACACGACCACCUGA